AGCAUUAUCGAUAACUCCGUUAAAAAUGUUGGUCUUGUUUGCCUUGUUUACGGUGACUUUUGCCAGACACGUGGAUCUUCCAUCCAUCGCUUUACAGAACCCCGAUCUCUUCGAAGGAGAUAUUAUAGGAGUAGAAGACAAUGACGUCAGAAAUGCCAUAAUGAAGCUAUCGCGUCGCUGGACCGGUGGGGUAAUGCCUUACGUCAUCGAUCCAGAAUUAAGAAACAUAAAACGUUCUAUUAAUGAAGCAAUGAAACACAUAAAUCGAGCAACGGGAGGAUGCAUAUCUUUCAAAGAACGAAAAGAAGAAAAAGCUUACAUUAGAUUUAUUAAAGGAAAGGGUUGUUAUUCGCACGUUGGUCGAAUUGGACGCCAACAAAUUAUAUCUCUGGGAAAUGGCUGCGGUUACGUAGGAACCAUUGUCCACGAAAUUGUUCACGCUCUUGGUUUCCAUCACGAACAGAAUCGAUCUGAUAGAGACGAUUAUCUAAUUAUUCAUUGGCAGAAUAUUAAAAAAGGAAUGGAAGGGCAAUUUGUACGUCUUCAACCGGAUAAAAACGUUCUAUACGUCGACUUUGAUUACGACUCUAUCAUGAUUUAUGGAAAUUAUGCAUUUUCUAAGGAUGGUAAAUCGAAAACUAUGGAAGCUAAAACGGGAGUGAAGUUGCUAGAACCGUAUGCGAAAAAACCUCCAUAUUUAGCCUCUAGCGAUGUUUAUAGAAUUAAAAAGUUGUACGAAUGUGCAUGAACCACAGAUAUUGUAAUAUUUUAAGAAAUAAACGUAAAUGUUCAGAAUAAAA
This is a messenger RNA of Centruroides sculpturatus (bark scorpion), 800 nucleotides long. RefSeq names its product astacin-like metalloprotease toxin 5. The transcript is spliced from 6 exons. The coding region runs from base 26 to 748 and encodes 240 amino acids. Gene Ontology annotation, molecular function: metalloendopeptidase activity; zinc ion binding. Lineage: Eukaryota; Metazoa; Arthropoda; Arachnida; Scorpiones; Buthidae. The record is from RefSeq and is a predicted model, not a curated record. Gene Ontology annotation, biological process: proteolysis.